AUGCGAGCAAAUAGGGUUUCGGAGAGGGCUAAGUAUGGUCGAUCAGAUCCACACUCUAACAGAGCCUCACUGAAGCAUCGCGGACACAAAGCGCAGUCGUGUUGGACGUUCCUCGAUUCGAAGAAAGCCUUCGAUACUGUGAGGACAGCAGCGGUAAUCGAAGCUCCAGGCAACCAAGGUGUUUCUACUCAAUUUAUAGGAAUGUUUCGUGAACUCUACAACAACUUCACCAGUAUUCCGCCAUAUGAGGGAAUCAUUUUCGAGUUGAAUUAA
Messenger RNA from Haemonchus placei, 273 nucleotides. The record is from the annotation of a GenBank genome assembly. Lineage: Eukaryota; Metazoa; Nematoda; Chromadorea; Rhabditida; Trichostrongylidae.